Molecule: messenger RNA, 1056 nt
Organism: Helianthus annuus (common sunflower)
Lineage: Eukaryota; Viridiplantae; Streptophyta; Magnoliopsida; Asterales; Asteraceae
Exons: 2
Coding region: 97-846 (249 amino acids)
Source: RefSeq, a predicted model, not a curated record
GUUAUUGAGUAUUAUUCUUUUACUACUUCUUUAAUAAGACCACCUUUUCUUUAUAUACUCUACAAACCACCCACCAUAACCAACACAAAAUCAACCAUGAAAUACAAUGACAUCUCCCAUUUUAGCCACCCUCAACACCGGCUCAAACCGGCCUACACCGAGGUCCCAUUCAAGUGCGACGGUUGCAAGGAAGUCGGCAUAGGGUCCAACUACAAAUGCACAACAUGCAACUAUGAUUUACAUGUCCAUUGUGCCCUCCCAUCCCCUUCCAUCACCCACCCUUUCUACACCAAGUGUUCAUUCCAGUUUCUAUCACGCCCUCCUGGCCCCAUAGCGCGAUACUGCAACGCAUGCGAGAAAGCAGUGUCAGGGUUCGUUUACCAUUGUAAGUUGUGCGGGUUCGAUCUUCACCCUUGUUGUGCCAAGCUUCCAACUAUGUUGGAUGAUGGUGAGGUGGAGUUGUACUUGUAUAGAAAAGUGGGGUCCGCCUGCCACAGGUGUGGCAGGAAAGGACGAAGUUGGAGUUACAGGUCAAAGUGCAAGAAGUACAACCUACAUGUGGCAUGUGUGAAAGAGAUGUUGGUGGAGAGUUGGCAUGAGAUAUAUUUUGGUAGGGGUGGGGUGAGUGGUGAUUUGUGUGGGAAAAAUGGGAAACUUGAGACAAGAAUUCCAAGCUUGAAGGGUACAUUGGAAAGCUAUCACCAUAAUCAUCAUCAUCAAAGCAAAGGCAAAGUGAAGAAGUGUUGUGAGAUGGCUGGUUUGGCAAUGCAGUUUGUGAUUUCAGCUGUUCUUGGUGAUCCGACCACUCUAAUCGCAGGUGUCGUUGGUUCUUUGAUGUCAAGAUAGAUUUCGAACCAAACAAAUAUAUGUCGGAUCAAUGGUCUCUUUUGUAAAUAUGGGGAUGAAAUCAUGAAACUGUUUGUUUAUAAGAUUGUCGGAAUAAGAAACAUGUAUCUUGUCAUACUUUACAUGGGAAAAACGUUGGAAUAUUUGUGAGCUUCUUUUCCAAAUAAGAAUUGCUUUAUUUCUAAUAGAAAAUGAAGUGUUUUUUUUCUU